AUGCUGAUCGAAAGGUUCAUCCCCUCUCUGCGGUUUAGAAGGCGAAGAGGGUCAGAGGCAUCAGUCUCGUCCGUCUCUCGCCUGGAACAGGUCAUCGACGGCAGCGACAUUGACCCUGCGAAGCUGGCCCGUACUGUGAAAGCGAAAUUUCGACAGGGUGAAUAUACCGUCACUUUGAGACAAGACCAGUACAUCCUCGUCAUCCCAAAACGAUUAUCGUCCAAGGAAAUCGAUGCCUGCCGCUACACAUGGGAAUAA
Molecule: messenger RNA, 258 nt
Organism: Clonostachys rhizophaga
Lineage: Eukaryota; Fungi; Ascomycota; Sordariomycetes; Hypocreales; Bionectriaceae
Source: the annotation of a GenBank genome assembly